Molecule: messenger RNA, 3087 nt
Organism: Trichophyton rubrum CBS 118892
Lineage: Eukaryota; Fungi; Ascomycota; Eurotiomycetes; Onygenales; Arthrodermataceae
Exons: 2
Coding region: 1594-3087 (497 amino acids)
Biological process (GO): mitochondrial RNA 5'-end processing
Cellular component (GO): mitochondrial envelope; mitochondrion
Source: RefSeq, a predicted model, not a curated record
UUUUAGAGUUCGCGGUCCCACCAAAGUUUGCGGCUCCUUUUGAUACUAUUUUGACGACUUCCAAUGUCUAUGUCGGCAGACUCGACAGCAUUGAGAUGGACGAAAGGUGUAUCUAGAUGAGCAGAUACAGCUGGAAAAGAAGAGACUGCUAUAAUAUUGUCUGGAAGGCCGGGCUGUCGAGUCAUCAGCUAGACGCAAUUAUUGACAACUAGUUAGCGAAGCUGAUUAUUUACAAAUAAGACUGCCAUUUUACAAAUUAUAUGACCAGAUAGGGCUAAUCUUGUCAGAAACUACAAUUAAAUAAGAGCAUUUGUCUUCAUCUCGGCGUCGCUCAAAUCGCUUCUAAUUUUAUUUAUUUUUUCUUUUUUAUAUCAACUUUGCCAGAGGGUGCAAACAGUGCAAACACAGAGCUCUCCAGAACUUUUUCUAGCUUUUCUUCGAUGCAAAACAAAAUCUCGACUUUCUUCACGCUUCGGCUCUCUUAAUUCGCUCCUUUUUCUUUUGCUAUUUUAUAGCUCUUGGAUGGGUUCUUCUUGCCGGUGAUUCUUCUCCUUGUGACGUGCCGCUCUCUUCUUUGGAUAUUGUGUUCUCGUUAUUUUUUUGGUUCAUGAAAAAUACCCUCCUCUAGAUACGGCGCCUAAUCUCGACUGCAAUGCUGUCUAGGUCGAUGAGACGGCCAAUUUGCUCCUACAUUUGUCAAUCAUGUCUGUCUAGAAGCAUUGCGCUCCCCUCUACCGCUAUACGCCGUCACAACCAUGCCACUUUCCCCACACAACCAGACGCAUCCUCCCAGUCCAACAGCAUCGAAGUAAAACCGAAUGAGAGUGGAAGCAAUGAAGGAUCAGGAGCAGAGAAAUCUUCUGGCGGUAAAAAGAAGGUAAAGGGGAAAGAGAAGGGGGACGUGAAUAAGGUGCGUUGCUAUAUAUCGCAUUUAUACCGUUAAUUUGGCCGUCCGGCAAGCUGACCUACAUAAUCUCCAGGCAAGCAAAUCUAGCAAAGAUGCACCAUCGACGCAGUCGGCCAAUACACAAAUUGCCCCGGAGGUAGAAGCGAAACCUGCCAAAACCCGAAAAUCAAAGUCGAAGGCACGGAAGAAAAAGGCUGCAGCGCAAGCCAAAAAUCUGGCUAAUCUGGCUGGCACCUCGGAUGAAAAUAUAAAGAACAUGAUUCUAAUUCAGCAAAAAUCGAAACUUCGACUGAAAAAGGUAUGUGAUGCUUCAUUUCUACCCAUUACAUUAGCCCCGUCUAACUACGUCUGCCUCAUUAGCUUCGACCCAGCAAAGUCAUAGCGGCCCUCAACCUCGCAGCACAGAAUGGGAAGUCAAAGCCUGGCAAAGCGACCAAGGGUAAUCUAGAUGAGUUUGCCCCAGUGAGGUCUGCAUCUCCAAAGCUCACAAGCGAGGUUACUCUUGGGGACAUUGAAAUACUCCGUGAGUCGUUUCCAUUCUAGCAUAUACGUUCUUAUCUAACAUUUUCCUUUGCUUUUCCUGUUUAGCUUUGAAUACGGAAUCGGAUGAUGUCCCCUCCCUAUCAUAUGGUUUGGACAGGGUAUUAUUCAAUCCUGGCGUUUAUCAGUUACAGGAUCCUAGAACGAUGGUUUAUAACUUUGACCCGUACCUACGCGAUAUAAUGCCCGUUUCCGAGUUUGACUUCAAAGCCUUGAACGACUACAUUACAUCGUCGAAAGAUACCGUUCUCAAGGACAAAGCAAUUGCGGCCGGCAAAAAAUACAUUGGAUCAUCAUCUAGCAUGACUGGUGUACUAUCACACUUCCAUUUCUUACUAUCCGAAUGGCGAGAGCUCGACACAUCUCAUUUGUCGAACUCUUUCCCGGCCACCUCGAAAACCUACACAAAGCUUUCUCGGCUCCCGGCAGUCGUUUUUCUGCGAUACAGAAACGGAGUCUAUGCUGUCGACGCUGAUAAAGAAUGGGACACAUCCAAUGUUUUGAUGGGACUAGGGAAGUCCAUGGAGAAAUUGCUCACCAUACCUAGAGACCAGUACGAACGUUACCGGAGGAAUAGCCCGGAUAAGAUACUGAAAGAGGACUCUCCCCCCGAGGUGUACCACUAUUCAACCUGUGGUGAUUUCUUGAUGAGAUCUCAACUUGAUGCAUAUGAUCCUCGUCUUCCCGGCACUGGGAUGUUUGAUCUGAAAACCCGUGCAGUAGUUUCAAUUCGCAUGGACGCAAGAGAGCCAUGGAAUGCUAUGGGAUACCAGAUAAAGACCCGCCUGGGAGACUUUGAGUCUUUUGAGCGCGAAUACUAUGACAUGAUGCGAUCUGCAUUCUUGAAGUAUCAUCUUCAGGUCCGUAUUGGCAGAAUGGAUGGGAUAUUUGUUGCUUUUCAUAAUAUCAAACGAAUAUUCGGAUUCCAGUACAUCAGCUUACCCGAGAUGGACAAGUGUAUCCAUGGUCAAGAGGAUACAGCCCUUGGUGAUGCAGAGUUUAAACUCAGUCUCAAUAUUUGGAAUAAAGUCAUAGACGUGGCUACUCAGACAUUUCCUAAGCAGUCACUGAGAUUUCAUUUUGAUACCCGGGAAACACAAAAUCCCUUUAUGUACAUUUUUGCCGAACCCAUGACAGAAGAUGAAAUAACGAAGAUCCAGGAAAGAAACCUCGAUGAGAUCCAGGCUUACGAGAAGAGGGUGUUCUACCCUGAGCUCCUUGAACCUCAGCAGAUGGAUUCCUCGAUUAGCGAAGCUGACAACCCCACCAAGCAAGAGCCAGAGUCGAAAGAAUCCGCCUCUGAGGAUGACAUAGAUCCUGAAAAGCCUUUACUUGCCAUGGCAUUGUCAAUUCGCAAUUUUGUCAACGGCAAGGAAGUGGACAGGCCCACCAUGUUCACUGCUAAGGAUACCUGGACUGUGAAAUAUCAGCUUGCCCAUUUUGGUAAGGAACGAGGAUGGACGCUGUAUAAUGCAUGCAAGAAACGGCGGUCGAGGUUCCUUGGGGCACUAGAGGACGAAGAAGCGCCGAACUCGGCCUUCAAAGAGAGAUUGAACGCUAUCAGUAAAGAGGGACAGAAAUGGAGAGACCAGAUGGAUAAAAUCGAGAAAGCAAAGGGAAUUAUUCAAUACCAAAGCUAG